This is a messenger RNA of Cladocopium goreaui, 2333 nucleotides long. Lineage: Eukaryota; Dinophyceae; Suessiales; Symbiodiniaceae. The record is from the annotation of a GenBank genome assembly.
GACGGAAAGCCGUCCCCUGCCGAGCGCCUCCAACCAACCCUUCACCGACACACGCUGGACUCGGCCUCGCCGGCCAGGUGGAGGCUGGGGUGAUCCCCACUGUGCCACCUUUGAUGGACUUCAGUAUGAAUGCAAUUUCCUGGGCGAAGCUCUCUGGACGAGGUGUGCAGACUUUGAGGUGCACGUCAUCACGAAGCAACCCAGCAACACAAGUCAGGCCACAGUCAUCACGGGCUUUGCCGUCAGAGAGUAUGGAGAGAUCGCCUAUGCCGUCCUGGACAGCGAGGGCAAUGAGUCCAGCUUCGAUGUCUACUUGGAUGGAGAGGAGAACAAAUUGGUUGGUGAGAACAUCACCAUGGAAUUUGAAGAUACGACGACACUGUCCCUUCGCACCCUUGCUGGGAACGAACUCACUGCGACCUUCCACUCAACACAUAUUUUCCUUCAGUUAACCCCAGCUGACAACUGCUUUAACCUCACGGAAGGGUUAAUGGGAAACAACAACGGCGACCCCAAUGACGAUCUGCAACCCUUCAAUGCUUCGAUGCUGCCGCCCAAUUCUUCCGCGGAGAGGAUUUACGAAGAACACGUCCUGUCCUGGUGCAUCACAGAGUUGCAGAAAUCUUUGUUUCCGUCAGAUGCCUUCGAGCCAUGUGUGAAGUCAUUUUGGCCCAUGUUCGCUUCAGACUUGGAUGCAGAUGCGUGUCCCUCAGCCUGCAACGACGACGUGGGCUGCUGCCUGGAUUGGGUGGCGGCUGGCGAAGCCAUCGCUGUCACAUCCCUGGCGGAGGCCAAAGCUGCCGGAGUCAACCUGAAUCUGUCAGUGCAAAGCAUUGCGGAGGCCCAGAGCAACGCGGUGUCCUUCACUGCCUUGGACCCACCGAGUUUGUCGUUUCCCACAGAAGUUUGGUCCAUUCCAACAGAAGAGCCCGUACUUCAGCUAAAGAUCUUGGCUGAAGGCAGUGCAGUGCUGGAGGAGCUGAACUGCUCCAUUUGCGAUGCCGAGGUCCAAUGUGAGGUUUUCGGACUUGGUGGAAAUCAGGCCUUCAUGGAAAUUACAGCCGUCUCCCUACCCCUUGGGCCGUUUGAUUGUACCGUGAUGGAUUCGCAAGGUUUUUUGGGUAUUGGAGGAUCCGAUGUGAUGGGAACUGGGAGCACCACCACGACCACGCUGACAGCCACGGUGACCACGGUGACCACGGUGACCACGGUGACCGCUUGGGUCACCGUGACCGCGACCACCUCGGAGACCAGGGCGGGCACCGCGAGUUCCGCGGUCACGACGACGUCUCUGACCUCAACUGAGUUUAACCUCAAGCCGGACCUCAUUUGCGACUUCGACAAUAACCACAUUGUCGGUGACGACUGGACGAAACAGGAGACCAACUGUGCUGGGCACCUGCUGCAACCAGGUGAUCAUUGCUCCGUGACGUGUCCUGACGGCUUCGUCUCCAUGGGAAAAUAUCAGUGUUCCAAGUUCCAGGGCUACGCCUUGGUGCUGGGCUUCGCCCUGUGUCUACCCGGCGAUCCCGGUGCCGAUCCCGACGCCGUCGACGCCGUCGAAGCCAUCGAAGCCGUUGAGGUGAUGGCACACUCUUUCUACCUGAGACUAGCACAGCCGGUGUCCGAUCUUGCUGCAGGGCUUCGGGCGUUUUUGAUGGGGUUCUACCAGAUGGACUCACAUCAACUUCUGCGGCUGCAACUCAAAACUACUGAGGUGAGCACGGUGACAUCGACGACAUCGCCGUCGACAUAUCUGGUGUCCUACGAGGUCUUGCUGACGCCUUGGAGUGCCGUUCGUAUGGCCUCCCUGGAAGGAUUCCAAGGUCGCGAGCUGCUUCAAACGGCGCUCAAGGCGGACUCGGAAGAGUUGGACGUCCAAAGUCUACAAGCCAACGUCUACGAACAGGCGACACCUAUGCAGGACCAGCGCCCGCUGCUGACUCAGCUGCUGUGGAGCCUCCGAGACAACGAUGGCAACGAGUCCGAUAGCAGCGAGGGCACGGAAACAACGACCUUCGAAACGACAGAAGAGCCUAGCAGCAACGGAGUGGUUACCGUCCAGGUCAUCUUUGCUGAAGCUUUGGCUUGUUUGGCUUGGGCCCUUUCCAGUUGAACAUCGCCGGGUCUAAGCUUGGCCGCUGCUCGCAGAAAAUUCCAGUCGAGCUGUUAACAAACUGUUUGAGGUGUGACAAUGACUGGUUACUUAGAUGUCAACGUCGCCAAAUUCGAGCGAUUGAAAUGCGUCCACAUGGUGGAUGCAUCGGCUGAAAACACAGUGGCCAUAGUGGCCCGGGCCUGAUUUGCCUGGAGGCCGCUGGGGCCGAUUGUUG